AUGGAGGAGUUACGGGUAGAUAUGGGAAAGGAAGUUGCUGGUAUAUCUCAUGAUUUUUCUAUUAUUCACACCAAAGUAUAUAUCAUUGUUGCUGCAAUUACAAAUGUUGUGAAAUGGUAUCAGUCGUUAAUUCUGAAGGUUGAUAAAAUAGCAGAGGUUGAUACACAAAGUUUUUCUAAGGUUGAAGCUUCGUUGAUUAAUCUUAAUGAUUUAGUCUCAAAGAUUGGUUCAUCCUCUUCUCUGAUUACUCCUGAUUCUUUAUUCCAAAAGUUUGAUGCCUUGGAGUCGACACUCAAAGCUGAAUUGGCUCCAUUUGUAACAUCAUGUUCGGAUCAUCUGUGA
Lactuca saligna is the source of this 342-nucleotide messenger RNA. Lineage: Eukaryota; Viridiplantae; Streptophyta; Magnoliopsida; Asterales; Asteraceae. The record is from the annotation of a GenBank genome assembly.